Hemisphaericaspora subhashii is the source of this 696-nucleotide messenger RNA. Its product is annotated as J-type chaperone. The record is from RefSeq and is a predicted model, not a curated record. Gene Ontology annotation, biological process: protein complex oligomerization; [2Fe-2S] cluster assembly. The transcript has a single exon. Gene Ontology annotation, molecular function: protein-folding chaperone binding; ATPase activator activity. NCBI's taxonomy places the organism in Eukaryota, Fungi, Ascomycota, Pichiomycetes, Serinales, Debaryomycetaceae. Gene Ontology annotation, cellular component: mitochondrion. Bases 1 to 696 code for a protein of 231 amino acids.
AUGUUUCUACAAAGGUUAAUAAGAUACCCUAGUCAAUUGUCGUUAUUGCGGAGAUAUACAACUAAUGGUGUCCGUCCAAUAACUUCAUAUUUUCAAUUAUUUCCUAAAAGUUUCCCAAAUGGUGGACCACCAAAGGAUUCAUUUUUAAUUAAUCCAAGACAAUUAAGAAGAGAAUAUCGAGAAUUACAAAGUGAAAACCAUCCAGAUGUUCUUAUAGGUUCAAGUUUCCUACUGGAUAAUAGAACUAAUGAUAGUAGUAAAAAUGACUUUUCAUCGGUUAUUAAUCGAGGAUAUGUGACAUUAAAGAAUCCAUAUACAAGAAUUGCUCAUUAUAUAAAAUUAAAUCAUCCUGAUCAUUUAGAUAUAACUCAAGAUGAUGUAUCCAAGAGGAUUAUAUCUGAACAUCAAAAUAAAUCUAUGGAAGAUUCUUUAGAAUAUAAAAAUAUCUUAAUGGAAGUUUUAGAAGCUCAUGAACAAUUAGAAUUAGCCAAUCUGGAAUCAGAAUUUGAAGGAUUAGAAAUUGAAAAUAAUUCAAGAAUUGAAAAUAGUGAAAAUUUAAUUGAACAAGUAAUUCAAGAAGGUGGUUCCAAUUGGGAUGAACUUAUGAUGCUUGGUAUUCAAUUGAAAUAUUGGGUUAAUAUACAAAAUGCAAUUAAAGAAUGGGAACCUGGAAAGCCAGUCCAUUUGACUCAUUAG